Messenger RNA from Nyctereutes procyonoides (raccoon dog), 2814 nucleotides. RefSeq names its product protein O-mannosyltransferase 1 (gene POMT1). Gene Ontology annotation, cellular component: membrane. The transcript has 20 exons. The record is from RefSeq and is a predicted model, not a curated record. NCBI's taxonomy places the organism in Eukaryota, Metazoa, Chordata, Mammalia, Carnivora, Canidae. Gene Ontology annotation, biological process: protein O-linked glycosylation. Bases 385 to 2400 code for a protein of 671 amino acids. Gene Ontology annotation, molecular function: mannosyltransferase activity.
GACCUGCUUCCCUACGGGAUGUUGGGAUUUUUGGAGCGCCCUGUGGUGGUGACAGCUGACAUCAACUUGAAUGUUGUGGCUCUGACUGCAGUGGGAUUACUGAGCCGCCUGUGGCAGCUCGCCUAUCCGAGGGCUGUGGUGUAAGCCAGACAACCCCCUUCAGGGCGAAUCGGAAAGAAUUGUACAUUCGUUGGUGCAUUGGUGACAAAGUGCCCUACUGAACAGCAGAAGUGGGAAAGCAGACUUCUAGGCUUCUCAGUGAUGGGUGUUUUUGGCAGAGGAGAGGCCAGGUUGUCCCCCUGCUGAGUCCACCUAUCCCGUCUUGCCCUGUAGCUCUCUAGCAGUUUUGACGAAGUGUAUUAUGGGCAGUACAUCUCUUUUUACAUGAAGCGGAUCUUCUUUUUGGAUGGCAGUGGACCACCGUUUGGCCACAUGCUGCUGGCCUUAGGAGGUUAUUUAGGAGGAUUCGAUGGUAACUUUUUGUGGAACAGGAUCGGAGCAGAAUACAGCAGUAACGUGCCCGUGUGGUCUUUGCGCCUGCUGCCAGCCCUCACUGGGGCGUUCUCGAUCCCCAUGGCCUACCAGAUCCUGUUGGAGCUCGGUUUUUCUCACUGCGCUGCCAUGGGGGCUGCUCUGCUGAUGCUUAUCGAGAACGCUCUCAUCACGCAGUCAAGGCUCAUGCUUUUGGAGUCAGUGUUAAUAUUUUUUAAUCUACUGGCUGUGCUAUCCUACCUGAAGUUCUCCAACUCCCAAAAACACAGGCCCUUCUCCUUGAGCUGGUGGUUUUGGCUGAUGCUGACAGGAGUGGCCUGCUCCUGUGCGGUGGGCGUCAAGUACAUGGGUAUUUUCACAUACCUGCUCGUGCUCGCAGUUGCCAGUGUCCAUGCCUGGCACCUGAUCGGAGACCAGACUCUGUCAAACGUCUGUGUGCUCUGUCACCUGCUUGCCCGAGCCGCCGCUCUGCUUGUCAUCCCCACCCUCAUGUACUUGCUGUUCUUCUACGUCCACUUGAUCCUGGUCUACCGCUCUGGGCCCCACGAUCAAAUCAUGUCCAGUGCUUUCCAGGCCAGUCUGGAGGGAGGACUAGCCCGGAUCACGCAGGGUCAGCCCCUGGAGGUGGCCUACGGUUCCCAGGUCACUCUGAAGAAUGUCUUUGGCAAACCUGUGCCCUGCUGGCUUCAUUCCCACCAGAGCACCUACCCCAUGAUAUACGAGAACGGCCGAGGCAGCUCGCACCAGCAGCAGGUGACUUGUUACCCCUUCAAAGACGUCAACAACUGGUGGAUCGUGAAGGAUCCUGGGAGGCACCAGCUGGUGGUGAACAAUCCCCCGAGGCCCGUGCGGCACGGGGACGUGGUGCAGCUGGUGCACGGCAUGACCACCCGCUUCCUCAACACGCACGACGUGGCGGCGCCCCUGAGCCCCCACUCGCAGGAGGUGUCCUGCUACGUUGAUUACAACAUCUCCAUGCCCUCCCAGAACCUCUGGAGACUGGACAUUGUAAACCGAGAAUCCGACACAGAGGUUUGGAAGACCAUCUUGUCCGAGGUCCGCCUGGUGCACGUGAACACCUCUGCCGUCCUGAAGCUGAGCGGCGCACACCUCCCAGACUGGGGGUUCCAGCAGCUGGAGGUCGUUGGGGAGAAGCUGCCCCAGGGCUACCACGAGAGCAUGGUGUGGAAUGUGGAGGAACAUCGAUAUGGCAAAAGCCAGGAGCAAAAGGAGAGGGAGCUGGAGCUGCACUCACCGGCACAGAUGGAUGUCAGCAGAAACCUAAGCUUCAUGGCCAGGUUCCUGGAGCUGCAGUGGAGGAUGCUUACGGCAAAGAGUGAUGACUCGGAGCACAAGUACAGCUCCUCGCCGCUGGACUGGGUCACCCUGGACACCAGCAUCGCCUACUGGCUGCACCCUAGGACCAGCGCUCAGAUCCACCUGCUUGGAAACAUUGUGAUCUGGGCUUCGGCCAGCCUCGCCAUGGUGGUCUACAUCCUGCUCUUCUUCUGGUACCUGCUCAGACGCCGAAGGAGUAUCUGCGACAUCCCUGAGGAUUCCUGGCUGCGCUGGGUGCUGGCCGGGGCUCUGUGUGCCGGCGGCUGGGCAGUGAACUACCUCCCCUUCUUCAUGAUGGAGAAGACGCUCUUCCUCUACCACUACCUUCCCGCGCUCACCUUCCAGAUCCUUCUGCUCCCUGUGGUCUUGCAGCAUGUCAGCGACCACCUGUGCAGGUCCCAGCUCCUGAGGAGCCUCUUCAGUGCCCUGGUUGUGGCCUGGUACUCCUGUGCCUGUCACGUGUUCAACACGCUGCGCCCACUGACCUACGGGGACAAGUCACUCUCACCCAGUGAACUCAAGGCCCUUCGCUGGAAAGACAGCUGGGACAUCUUGAUCCGGAAACACUAGCAGGACACAAACGGUGAUAAAGAACACGCCCCUGCAUCCACUGCCACUAGAGCCCCCUGAACCAGGGCACAUCGAGGGCUAGCAUAGGACUUGUAAGAGACACCGGAAGGCAGCAGGCAGCCGUGGGGUGAGUUAGCGCUGAAGCUGCUGAGGCCCCAGUCCUGGUGUUGGGCCUGGUCCCCUCCCUGGGCGCCCACUGGAUCCAAUGCUGAGCCAUAGCUGUCUCUGCUCUGAGUGACAGGCCUUUGAUUCUGAUCCCUGCACAAAGACCCUGGUGCACCACAGUGCCGCCGACUCUUGGCCCUUGCCCCCGCGAGACUCGGCUGGGACGCACGAGCCAGCAGCACUUGUCACCCUUACAUGUCCUUGUCCUGACUCUGCCUUCUGUGUACAAUUAAAAAGGGGACAAACUGG